AUGCGAAAGAGCAACUUCUCAAAACGUUUUUUGGCCGAAACAAAUCUCGCCAUCACAGGCAGCCGAUUAGACUUAAAUCUGUUAGUGAAGGAUACCGGCAAUGGUGUUCUCUCGACCGGCUCUCUUGAGAGUCUUGAACUGGAAUCUUUGCAACGUCGUUUAAAGAAAUGCGACUUUGAUGAAGUAAGGGUUGAUAAUGCAGUGAUGUGCCAGCCACGAUUGGUUGACUACAGCCGCGGCGACGGUGGUGGGGAUGUGGAUCUUCUGCAAGUGGACUGGAAUUUGGAGCGACAAGAUGUUUCGUCCACUGAAGUCCCAUCAAACCGUCUCACAGUCGACGCAACCCAUCUGAGAUCCUGCAUCGAUGUCCGAGCUGAAUUCUUGAAGCCCUCCUUCGCGGUCGAUGAGCGUGUACCUCUCCUCAUAUACAUGAAGUGA
Dibothriocephalus latus is the source of this 438-nucleotide messenger RNA. The record is from the annotation of a GenBank genome assembly. NCBI's taxonomy places the organism in Eukaryota, Metazoa, Platyhelminthes, Cestoda, Diphyllobothriidea, Diphyllobothriidae.